Molecule: messenger RNA, 1305 nt
Organism: Schizophyllum commune H4-8
Lineage: Eukaryota; Fungi; Basidiomycota; Agaricomycetes; Agaricales; Schizophyllaceae
Exons: 6
Coding region: 219-1145 (308 amino acids)
Source: RefSeq, a predicted model, not a curated record
GUCCUGAACAACGAAGACACAUCGCCUUUACCGUAUCCGCUGAGCAUUUGCCCAACACUCGCCUCAAGACCUGUGCUCCGCCAGAAUUAGCUUGAAGCUACUCAACAACCUGAAGCUUCCUGGCAACAUACUUCCUCACCAUACUGCUCCGCGCCACCCACCUCGUACAUCCGGACUUCUAACUCAUAAAACUCGGAACACCGCUUCGAUCACCCAUCAUGAGACUUGGAGAUAUAGAUUGCUGGAUAGAGGUCGACGGGAAGUCUCUCGAUGAAUACGGCAUAGAGCUCUCCGGAGACCUGAAGAAAUGCACUGCGUGGAUUCCGUCGAAGGCUGGACAGGAAUUUGCCGUAUCUUGGCGAGACCCUUGUCUCUCACGGGCUACUGUAGGAUACGUCUACGCAGAUGGCAAGUACACUUCUGGCCGUGUCAUGAGACCAAAUCGCGCGAUGGUGUCUGCCUUUGUGGACGGCACCUAUACCUCCCCGACGCAGCUGCGCAAGUACCAAUUUAGCGACAUGACGCUCACGGACGAUGAUUCGUACCUCAACAAGACUUCUCAAGAAGUUGGCGAGAUUACGGUCAAAAUCUGGCUGUGUACCGUCGGCGCGCACGUUCCACUAUCGGUGAAGACACUAGAUGAGCCGUCCAAAAUGCACGAGAAGACGAAGAAAGGCCUUGCGCACAGCGUCGGGUUCUCGACCACGACGCAGCUACCACAGCCUGUCUCGGCCGUCUCGGUGCAGACAAUAGGCGCAUCGCCCAUGGCGACGUUCACGUUCCGCUAUCGCAGCAUUGAUAUGCUGCGCGCGAACGGAAUUGCUCCGAUGCCCGCGCCGGCUGCGGUCCCACUGGCCCGGAAGGCCAAAUCCCCGAAGCCAGUCGCCGGACCUUCGCGCGGCCGUAAGCGCAAGGCCGCGAGUCCCUUGACCCCAGAGCGAGACACUAAACGAGACGUGAAGCCUGUUAUCAUCGACAUGGACGAAGAGGACGAGGCCGAGGAACGCAUCCGCAAGGCGGAGGACGAGCUCCGCCGCGCCAGGCUUGAGAUGCACCGGCGCAGGGGCAAUACGAGGAUCAAGCUCGAGCAGGUGUUGCCCAUUCUGCCUGGCGAGGUCCUCGACUUGACCGAGCUCUCGGACUAGUGUUACUUAUUCUACUUUCAAUUAUUCUAAUACUUCAGCCUUCUGGCCGCGUUUCUCCUAUAUUACUCACCCUAAUCUACCUUCCUGUGCCUUGUAAUAUACGUAUAGCCUGUUGUUGUAUAUGUGCAGUGUCUGUUCACCAGUUCUAGUUAUGCGGUGG